AUGUCCACGGAAUGGUCUCUAGAUUUCUGUCUGGCCUGUGAUCGGCAGACUCUCGGAGGCCCUUAUUGUUCUCAAUCAUGUCGUCUAGCUGAGUUGGAUCGUCCGACUCCCGACGAUGACUCGCAGUCUUUCCACAAAUCCUCCCACUCACGGUCCUCUACUCUCGACUCUGAGCCUGAAACUCGAUCGGCUCGCAGUCUAUCCUCGUCUUCCUCUCAAACAUCUCUCUCGUCACUACGGAGCCAUGCUUCCAGUACCACCUCCGAUCACCUACAAGACGAGCUACGAGAUUAUGCUAGCUCCUUCGAUCCAGUGCGAGACCUCAAGCGACGGUUGACAACCUCCUAA
Messenger RNA from Penicillium pulvis, 348 nucleotides. RefSeq lists its product as uncharacterized. Bases 1 to 348 code for a protein of 115 amino acids. The transcript has a single exon. The record is from RefSeq and is a predicted model, not a curated record. NCBI's taxonomy places the organism in Eukaryota, Fungi, Ascomycota, Eurotiomycetes, Eurotiales, Aspergillaceae.